CUAUCCCACCCAGUCAAAGUGUCUCACUGGUGCUCCAACACACACACACACACAUGCAGAGAUACACGAAACCACACACACACACUCAGACAUACUGCAAACUCUCCACAGGAAACUCUGAGCCAUAAUGCGAAGGCACCUCAGAGCAGACGGGUGCAUUGCUCAAACCAAGUGGGAUACGGUGCGGCUUUGAUAGUGCGUUAAUUACUCAUGUGAUGUGAUACAGAUGUCUGGGGGCUUCAGCCGAAAGUUUGCCUGACGGUUUCCAAGGGGGCCAGGCAGACAUUUUAGAAGCGUGAUAUAUCGGGACCGUCUUUCAAUCAGUGAAAUCAAAGCACCCAAUGUGUUCCAUAAUGGGCACCCCAGCUGUGCAUAUGUUGGUGCUAAUGGCCUGUAUGGCAGCCAGAGGAAUGUGCCAGAUAAACAGAGACGAAGCAGAGGAGGACUCUCUCGUCCACUCCACCCUCCAGUCUCCGGCUUUCUACAGCACCGUCAUUCCCAGCACGGGGUCCGGCCUCCACCUGGGGGCCCCGAGGGCCGACGCACAAGCUGUGGGAUCUGGAAAUGAUACUGUCGUAAAGAGGCGGGUACGACCGCCGAUGUGCGAUUCAGAAACCUCCAUUAACAACUAUUUUAAGUACAUCAACACCAUAAUUUCCAUUAUAGUGUUUGUGGUCGGCCUGGUCGGCAACGCCACCCUGCUGAGGAUCAUAUACCAGCACAAGACCAUGAGGAACGGGCCCAACGCCCUCAUCGCCAGUCUGGCACUGGGGGACCUUAUGUACAUACUCACUGAUAUACCCAUCAAUGUGUACAAGCUCUUGGCGUCUCGCUUCCCAUUUGACGACAGUGUUGUUGGCCUGUGUCUGUGUAAGCUGGUGCCCUUCCUGCAGAAAGCCUCUGUGGGCAUCACCGUCCUCAACCUGUGUGCCCUCAGCGUGGACAGAUACAGAGCCGUGGCGUCCUGGAGCAGAGUUCAGGGAGUGGGCAUCCCUCUGCUCACAGUCGUGGAGAUUGUGUCUAUUUGGUUGCUGUCUUUCUUCCUGGCGGUACCGGAGGCUAUCGGCUUCGACAUGUACACCUUCGAGCGCAGAAACCAAACCUACCGCACCUGCAUGCUUGUCCCCAAGACUGACUUCAUGGUGUUCUAUACGAAUGCAAAGGACUGGUGGCUGUUUGGCUUAUACUUCUGUGUGCCGCUGAUCUGCACCGCCGUGUUCUACACUCUGAUGAGCUGCGAGAUGCUCAACCACAGGAACGGCAGCCUCCGGAUAGCCCUCAGUGAGCACCUCAAACAGAGGAGGGAGGUGGCCAAAGCCGUCUUCUGCCUCGUCCUGAUCUUUGCCCUCUGCUGGUUCCCACUGCACCUCAGCAGGAUCCUUAAGAAGUUGGUUUACCAACAGGGCGAUAAGAGGCGCUGUGAGCUGUUGAGCUUCAUGUUGGUUCUGAAUUACCUCAGCAUCAACCUUGUAACAAUCAACUCCUGCAUAAACCCCAUUAUCCUCUACUUUGUCAGCAAGAAGUUUAAAAACUGCUUCAAGUCGUGUUUGUGCUGCUGGUGUUACUCUGACAACCAGCUGAGCAGCAUCGGACCCAUGAAUGGUACCAGUAUCCAGUGUAAAAGCCCCGAGCCCAACAACAUCCACACUGAUCGCAGCAUCAGGAAAGACAGCGACUGAUCUCUCACCUGAGGACUAUUUUCAAGCUCUUCCAUAUACCCAGCGGCUUUUAAAACACAACAAAUGCACACCCUGAUAUAUAUAUAUAUACACACAUCAACAAGUACUUUUUCAGACAAUAAAUGCACAUCCUUAGGACCACUGAAGCAACAAACGAGCCUGGCAGGGAUGGAUUAGGAACUGGAGAUAAAAGGAGCAAUGGAUGGAUUUGGAGCACAAUGCUCUGAAGUUGCCUGGAGCCCCUCAGCGGGCUAAACUUCCCAAGAUAAACUCCUUGUAUUCCCACACCCACGGACAGUGACGCUGUAGCGUGAGAGAAGAAGGGGAAGAGUGGGAUGAAGAGGAGGAAGAGGACUCUUUAACAGGAUGCAGCUGAACGGUAACUAUAAAUUACUCUCAAUCAGUAGCAAAGCGUGCUAUUCCUGUAAAGGGCAGCACUACUGGGAAGGAUGCACAAAGCUACAGGAAGGAAAAAGCAGACUGCUCGCUGUCAGAGGGAAUGAUGGGAGAUGAGUAUGUGCUGUCCCCAGGAGUUCGCUGCUCAUUGACGGUGGAAAACAGGAAAGCAUGUUACCGACUCGAACAACAAUUAAUUUUCCAUUAAACAUGCGAGUGGUUGCACAGCGUAUCUUACUCGCACUCAUUAUUCAUUGAGCUACAUUGUGGUAUAAUUAGAAGAACGGUUUGAAGUUCAUUUGCUUCCUACUGCUUGACAAAAAACUUUUCUGGUUCAUAAGGAAAGGAGGGAAAAUGUCUCUGAACAGAAAGAUGCAUACCUUCAUUGGAAAAAACACUAUUUCUGUUUAAUGUAACCACGAUCUACAGAUCGCCAAACUUCUGGUCGGUAAUCCAGAAAUGAUAGAUAUCACAACAGAAUCAAGUCCGGUGUCAGAAUAAGCCAAAGUACACUGGCAUAAAAUCAAGUACAGGGUUGUAGGUUUUAGAGCGGAUAAGGUACAACUCUGUAUUUUCAUAGCACAUGUCAAGCAAAUGAUAAAUAUGAUGUAAUGCAUUAUGACAGGUCUGAUAUCACCAUAGACCAAAAAUAGACAGGUAAUAGCUUUUUUUUCUAAACACUGUGAAUUUCAACAAAUAUAAUCAAACAAUAAUUGUGAUUUUUAUGCUUGUAUAACCAAUGGAAUAUGUAUAGUGUCCACUUUUAUAAAGUGUUAUAUUGCAGUAAUAA
Messenger RNA from Sebastes umbrosus (honeycomb rockfish), 2865 nucleotides. It is a transcript of the gene ednraa, whose product is annotated as endothelin receptor type Aa. Gene Ontology annotation, molecular function: endothelin receptor activity. The transcript is spliced from 8 exons. Gene Ontology annotation, biological process: enteric nervous system development; G protein-coupled receptor signaling pathway; vasoconstriction. The record is from RefSeq and is a predicted model, not a curated record. NCBI's taxonomy places the organism in Eukaryota, Metazoa, Chordata, Actinopteri, Perciformes, Sebastidae. Gene Ontology annotation, cellular component: membrane. The coding region runs from base 342 to 1679 and encodes 445 amino acids.